GCUUUUCCCUGCUCUGUCGGAUGAAUGGGGGCAUCUGUUCGGUAGACAUCCGCCGAAGGAGGAGGGCUUGCAAUUGGUCUCCGAAGUCUACGAGGAUGGAGAUUUUUUUCUUCUUCUUCCGAGAAGAGACCCUUUCUCUGAAGCAGACUUGGUCCAAUUUGCUUGAGACGAAGUUCAAGCAAAGGGAGGAGCCCCGUUGGUGGCCAUUGCGAUGUCUCCAGUGCCGUUGCCCGCCUCUGUACCGGAGGGGAGGGAUGGGCAGUGAGUGGUAUAAGUGGGGAGAGGAGCUAAGAAAAGCGGCCGCUGUUCCAAGGUCUAAAGCUGCGAAGAUCGCACUUAAUUUAACUGCAGGUUUCAGCUAUGUGGCUCUAUCUAGCUGUCCUGGUGGGACUUUAUUUCCUUCGCCGAUGGUACCGGGAGAGACAGACAGUGGAGAAACUGACAGAAAAGUAUGUCUUCAUUACCGGCUGUGAUUCUGGCUUUGGGAACCAGCUAGCCAGGCAGUUGGAUGCUCAGGGCCUGCGGGUGUUGGCUGCUUGUCUCACUGAGAAGGGAGCACAGGAAUUGGAGAGACUCACAUCGGACAGGUUGAAAACCACCCUGCUGGAUGUCACCAGCACUGAGAAUGUUGCAGCAGCGACCGAAUGGGUGAAAACUUGUGUGGGGGACAAAGGGCUCUGGGGCUUGGUAAACAAUGCAGGUAAAAGUAUACCUGUAGGUAUCAAUGAAUGGCUGACGAAGGAGGACUUUGCCAAAGUGCUGGAUGUCAACUUGCUUGGGCUGAUUGAUGUGACGUUGCAGAUGUUGCCCCUGGUGAGGAGAGCCAAAGGGAGGCUGGUCAAUAUAAGCAGUGUGGUGGGAAGAUUAGCAUGCGGUGGAGGAGGGUAUAGCAUAUCCAAGUAUGGUGUGGAAGCCUUCUCAGACACUUUGAGGCGUGAAAUUUCUCCAUUUGGGAUGAAGGUCAGCAUUAUUGAGCCAGGUACUUUCAGAACAAGCAUUAGCCAACCUACAAUAGAUAACUUCCAGACCUCAUGGAACAAAGCACUUUCUGAAACCAAAGAAGUCUAUGGACAGCUAUACUUUGAUAACUUAUUGAAGAUCGUACAAAACAUCAUAAACCACAGCAACAAGAACCUCUUCUUGGUCACCAAUUGCAUAGAACAUGCCCUGACCUCCCGCUACCCUCGUGCUCGCUACAGCUGUGGCUUGGAUGCCAAACUCUUCUACCUUCCAAUGUCUUACUUGCCAAGCUCAGUAGCAGACUUCAUAGUGACCUACACUUGGCCAAAACCAGCACAAGUAGGGUCAGGAUAAACCCACAAACCAAAGCUUCCUCUUUGGUCCUCGACUUAACAACAGUUCAUUUAGUGACCGUUUG
This is a messenger RNA of Thamnophis elegans (Western terrestrial garter snake), 1378 nucleotides long. RefSeq names its product 17-beta-hydroxysteroid dehydrogenase type 6-like. The transcript is spliced from 5 exons. The record is from RefSeq and is a predicted model, not a curated record. Lineage: Eukaryota; Metazoa; Chordata; Lepidosauria; Squamata; Natricidae. The coding region runs from base 361 to 1314 and encodes 317 amino acids. Gene Ontology annotation, molecular function: oxidoreductase activity.